AUGCCUGACAAACACUGUGCCAUUGCAUCCCUCCAGGAGUGGGCCUCCAUUCCAGCCAACAAAUUGAAACGCCGCUCACGGUCAAUACCAACUAGCCCCAAGACGACGCCUCGUACCUCCCAGACAAGGCAGCGAGCUUCUUUGCAUGAGACAUCCCUUGAUACGACCGAUCUGUGCCACGAUGUUGCGAAAGGCUGCACAAACAAGGAUAAAACGGUGCUCUAUCUGGCCUAUGGGUCCAAUCUGUGUGAUGAGACCUUCCUAGGCAAGCGACAGAUUAAGCCGCUAUCACAGAUCAAUGUCCUCGUGCCGGAAAUUGUCAUGACCUUUGAUCUUCCGGGCAUCGCUUACCAAGAGCCCUGCUUUGCCAACGUCCGCUACCGGAUGCCAGAAGAGAAGGUCAGCAUCGACCACGGUGGGUAUCACAAAGACCGAUGGCAAAAGGGAUUGGUAGGAGUGGUGUACGAAGUUACUCUCGAAGACUACGCACAUAUCAUUGCCACCGAGGGCGGUGGGGCAGGCUACCAGGACGUACUUGUCGACUGCCACCCGCUGGACGCGAAUCCCCGUAACAGAGUCCCAGAGCAGCCCUCCAGCAGUCCAUUCAAGGCCCACACUCUGUUCGAUCCUGCUGGCCAGCAUCGACCCGACCCAUCGUAUGCUCAACCGAGCGCUCGCUACCUAAAGCUGAUCACGGAUGGUGCAAUGGAGCGCGGGCUCCCCUACGAGUACCAGGACUACCUCCACCAGAUCCGCGUCUACCACACCACGACCGCCAAGCAGAAGUUCGGCCAGCUCCUCUACAUGGCGUUCUGGGGGCCCCUCUUCACUCUGUUAAUGAGAGUGGCCGGCCCAAUGUUCGCGAAGCCAGACGGCACCUUUCCCUCCUGGCUGGGCCGUCUGUUCCGAGUCCUGUUCACAGCGGCCUGGGCGAGCUACGACAAUUUCUUCAAACCCAUGUUCGGAGACGGCGAGAGAACUAUUGGAGAUACGAAGGAUAAUCAGGUCGACGCGGUCGAUGACGAGAAAGCGCCGCUGAUCCGUGAAACGGUCAGGAGGUACGGCAUUCAUGGUCGGUUGGAAACGGUGUAG
This is a messenger RNA of Cyphellophora europaea CBS 101466, 1092 nucleotides long. RefSeq lists its product as uncharacterized. The transcript has a single exon. The record is from RefSeq and is a predicted model, not a curated record. Lineage: Eukaryota; Fungi; Ascomycota; Eurotiomycetes; Chaetothyriales; Cyphellophoraceae. The coding region runs from base 1 to 1092 and encodes 363 amino acids. Gene Ontology annotation, molecular function: gamma-glutamylcyclotransferase activity.